Messenger RNA from Uranotaenia lowii, 1119 nucleotides. RefSeq names its product phosphoglycerate mutase 2-like. The record is from RefSeq and is a predicted model, not a curated record. The transcript is spliced from 2 exons. Gene Ontology annotation, biological process: glycolytic process. Gene Ontology annotation, molecular function: intramolecular phosphotransferase activity. Lineage: Eukaryota; Metazoa; Arthropoda; Insecta; Diptera; Culicidae. The coding region runs from base 141 to 908 and encodes 255 amino acids.
CAAUAGAGGUCAGAAAAAGGUCGAUUUUUCUUCAAGUGAAUCGAAAGCUAGCGGGUUCUGAUCGCUAUUCUGUGCGCGGUUAUCCCUGAAUUUCAAUUUCAAGAGACAAGUCAAGUGAAAAAAUAUCUAUCUUUCGAACGAUGGCAUCCAAGUAUCGUAUUGUGAUGGUCCGUCACGGAGAAUCCGAAUGGAACCAGAAAAAUCUGUUUUGUGGUUGGUUCGAUGCCAACCUCAGUGAUAAGGGCAAGGAGGAAGCGCUGGCUGCUGGUAAAGCUGUUAAGGAGGCUGGUCUUAAGUUUGAUGUUGCUCACACAUCGCUACUUACACGCGCUCAGGUCACCUUGAACUCCAUUUUAACCGAGUCUGGUCAAACGGGAAUUCCCAUCGAGAAGACUUGGAGAUUAAACGAGCGCCACUAUGGCGGUCUGACUGGUUUAAACAAAUCGGAAACGGCUGCCAAGUAUGGUGAAGAACAAGUUCUUAUCUGGCGUCGUAGCUUCGAUGUUCCGCCCCCAAACAUGGAACCCGAUCACGCGUACUAUAAUGCGAUUGUCAAGGACGAUCGCUAUAAGGGUGACCCGAAACCGGAAGAGUUUCCAAUGGCAGAAUCCUUGAAGCUCACUAUCGAACGUACACUGCCUUACUGGAACGAUGUCAUUAUCCCACAGCUUAAAGCUGGCAAAAAUAUCAUCAUUGCUGCUCAUGGAAACAGUCUUAGAGGCAUCGUGAAACAUUUAGAUCAGUUGACCGACGAGGCGAUUAUGGGAUUAAAUCUCCCUACUGGAAUUCCAUUUGUGUACGAGCUAGAUGAAAAUUUAAAACCGGUUGUUUCAAUGAAAUUCCUUGGCGAUGAGGAAACUGUCCGUAAAGCCAUCGAAUCUGUUGCAAAUCAGGGAAAAGCUAAGUAAACUUUUACACGUUAUUCUUAUUUCAUUCGAUGGAAGCAAUCCGGAAAAAUAUGCUAGUUGACACCUAAUAACUAAAGUACUAAGAAAAUUGAGGCAUCAACAGUGGUAUUAGAAAAAAGUGUUAUUGCAGAGAAGUAAAAAUUCUUGAGGAAGAUCUUAUGUGUACUACUCGUAUAAUAUGAUAAUAAAAUAUCCAUCUCUAGUCUGAAAA